This is a messenger RNA of Diversispora eburnea, 393 nucleotides long. Lineage: Eukaryota; Fungi; Glomeromycota; Glomeromycetes; Diversisporales; Diversisporaceae. The record is from the annotation of a GenBank genome assembly.
AUGGCAGAACGAGUGACCAAAAAACCAAAGUUAUCAGAUAACCUUUUAGAGCUAAAGUUUAUGCAACGUCAGACAACAAAACUUCUUGUUAAGGAAGCAGUAUCAAAAGCGAAUGAUAAAAGUUCUAAUAGUAAUUCUUCUAUAUUUGAAGAUGACAAUGUACAUUGGUUUGCUCAUUAUGAGGAUGUUGAAAUCGGGAAACCCAAGAUGAACGUAAAGUAUAUGCCAAGUUAUUUGUCCUUUACAAAUUCCGAAGUUAAAAAGGGAAGAAUGACUUUUGGUGCCAAAAAGGAACCAGAACCAGUACCAGGACAAUUGAUAAAAGUGACUAAUGGUAAUAAUAAUAAUAACAAUAGGAAAGGAUUGAAACGGGAAAGAAUGCCACCAGAAUGA